AUGCCUCUCCCCCGCAUCACUAGUCGCACUCCUCUUCGGGAAUCUUCCUCCUCCUCUCUCGAAAAGGCACAACCGACCCUGCCUCUACCGCCAGCACUUUCUUUUAUGGCUGUGAAAAAUGCUCGAAAGACUCGCAGUCGUGCUGCCUUGCUUGUGUUUCUUUCACUAGUCUUCAUCUCCUCCUACAUUUUCUUUGUACAGCGACCUGCCCUCUCGACUUCGAUUGUUCCUCAUCGAACUGCGGCCGCAAGCAGCCUUGCUGAAGCGCUUGAUGCUAUGCGGAAUUCUCAUUUGGCUUCUGGUGCUGGACUCCGAAAAUCUUCCUCCAACCGGCCACAGGUUCAGUUAACGUCGGAACAGGAGCUCGCCGCUGUCUCGAGCUUCCUUGCUAGUCUAGCUGCCAACGUCAUUCCUUCUUCAGUAGACCCUUCAAAACCUAUUGACCCACAACUCGUACUCGAGUUUGACACCCGUGGCAGUCGCGCUAACGAAGAAGUUGAAGUCAUGGUCGAAGACGUGUGGUCGAGAAACCCGGUGUUCCUUUACUCAAAACUGUACUCUCCUAUCUCCCGAGAAAUCAAGGCUACUCUCCUGUCAAUGAACCUGUACCCGGCGCCCACCAUCAUAGACGUUGAUAUCCGCCCAGAUGCAGAUGUCCUCAAACCUAUGUUGAUGCGCCUCACAUCAUUGUCGGACUUGCCUAUUCUCAUUAUCGGCGGCAAACCUGUCGGCUCUAUAACAGAGGUGCGAGAAAUGGCAGAGACAGGAGAAUUACAGCGCAGGAUCCGCGAGGCGGGCGCCGUGACCGUCGACAAGAGGAAGAAAAACAAGAAAUAA
This is a messenger RNA of Lentinula edodes (shiitake mushroom), 837 nucleotides long. RefSeq lists its product as uncharacterized. Lineage: Eukaryota; Fungi; Basidiomycota; Agaricomycetes; Agaricales; Omphalotaceae. The record is from RefSeq and is a predicted model, not a curated record. Gene Ontology annotation, molecular function: glutathione disulfide oxidoreductase activity. Gene Ontology annotation, biological process: cellular response to oxidative stress. The coding region runs from base 1 to 837 and encodes 278 amino acids. The transcript is spliced from 2 exons. Gene Ontology annotation, cellular component: cytoplasm.